CCUAUUAUAGCUGUGAAUGUGGACUGGGCUAGGAUUCAGUGCUGUAAUCAUGCAAGAGCCAGUGACUGCAGGAGUAGCUGUGUUCAACUGUAUUCAGGUAUCAUAUCUUCUUCGUCAUGGCAAACACUGCAACUGGACUGCAUCCACAGACCCAGCGAGUCAUCUCUGAUCACUUGUCUAAACGAUGUGAGUUCACCAUGUAAACUUGGCUGCAGUGGACUUCACUUCUGCAGCAACUUCAAUAACAGACCGUCUCAGACCUUCAGGCAAUGUACGACAUCAGCCGACCACAUGGCUAAGAACGACUACUACACCUGGGCCAACUACCGCCGCAUCAACCAUCCUCUGGCCACAGUCUUCAUUAAAAAUGUCCAGACCUGCCAUCCUGAACUGUGGAAGGCUUUGGCAUGCAUCAUACAUGUGCAGCCGUGCAAUCCAGUCACUCACUCAACUCAGAUUUGCAGAGAGGACUGUCUUCGGUUGCUAGGAGACUGUAAUAACUCCACCUACUCUACAACUGCUAUUUGCGACAUCAUCACUCCAGCUGCGUCCAAUGUAAACUGCCUUUCCCUUUCCCAGUUCACCAAACCCAGUAAGACGUCAGAGUAUCAGGUUGCCUUGGUAACAAACCCCUGUGAUCCCAACCCCUGCAAGAGCGGGUUCUUGUGCUCCAUAAACCACCUGUGUCGCCACGGCGACCUUGCCUGCUCGCACUACAUCUGUCAGCCGGGGUGUUCGGUGGGUGACGGGCCGUCUCUCCUCUACCCCAGAGGCAGCCGCAUUCGAGUCCCCGUCGAGCUCCUCUCCACCGAGGAUGAUUGUUUCGGUUUCUUCAACUGCACGACUCCUCUCCCUGGCGAGAGCGAGGUGGAGAAUGUACCAGGGACCAGCCCACCACCUCCCACCAUACACUGCGAACAGCAGCUGCAUUGCCCCAGAGGCCACGAUGAUGUCUACCCUCACUUGGCUCAUUUUGAACCAGACGAUUGCAACUUCUGCACCUGUUACUACGGCAGAAUAAAAUGUACCAACCUCACGUGCCAGAGCACAGCUAUAGCAGGUUCUUCAACUUAUCUAAACUGCGACUGUCCCAGGGUGCACCAACCAGUCUGCACCACAGAUGGUCACACUCUCCCUAACUCAUGCACUGCUGUGUGUUUGGAGUACAAAAGGGAGGAAUACAAGAUUGGGGACUGUAAUACGUUCGACCCAUGUUCGGGCCACGGGUGUGACGAGGGGUCAAGAUGUAUGCCGAACCGUCGCGUCUGUCUCCAAGGCAACGCCGGGGAAUGCUCGCAGCACACAUGUGAGCCCCUCUUGCAGUUGUGUAACAGUGUACCCGAUCCGGUGUGCGAUGCAUCCAACAGACAACAUUCCACUCUCUGCAACUUUCUUAGAACAUCUGAAGAUUAUGGCUAUCAUGGCUACUGCAGGGAUGAUUGUUCCCGUGUAAAGGGUCGUCCAGUGUGCGGUGUAAAUGGCGAAACGUUUGAGACUUUUUGCCACGCUGAAAGUGUACAUAUUGCAGUCGACUAUCGUGAGCCGUGCAAAGCUGUGCCUGGCUCAGGUCCAGAAGGUUCAUGUGCUGAUGUUGUCUGCCCGUCUCUGAGCCAUUCCGACUGUAUUGGAGUCAAAUCAUGGAGUUCCUGCUGCACCAAGUGUGGUGGGCAUGUGUCUAUUUUGAUGGACGAAGAGAGCCUCGAAAUAAACAGCAACGCUCUGGGUCAGGGCGUCAUCUCUUCCGUUGAUAUCAUUGGUCGACUCAGGCAUUACAUCACCUCUUUGCAGUGUGACUUGUAUGGAUUUGUGGAGGCGGACCAAUCUCUCUCGGUCCUCAUUCUUCCAGUUAUCAACGCUUCUGCGCCUGUUGUGAUUGAGGUAUGUAACCAGGAGGCCGUAAAACUGGCAACACUGAUCAACAAUAGAGCUCCGUUGCUUGCCUCCGACCCUUAUCUAUCCCACCUCAUCGCCGCCCGUGCCCAAGUCUCACGUUUCCAGUCCACCGCACAGACCGUGGACAAUGUAGGGGGCGUGGCAUCUCCAAACUCCUCCGCCCACCAAUCAGGACUUUCACUUUUAAUGUUUGUGUCAAUCACUUUUUUGUUUGUCUUUGUGUUUUUUGGCUUCUUGUUUUGAUCAUAAAAAAGAAUUGUAACUCACUGCAAGUCAUUUUCCCAUCACUUUUUAUCAUUACCUGGCAUGGUAAAAAUUAAUCAACACUUUAAAAACAAGAGCGUGUAUAUAUAUAUGCAUAAGUAUUCAAG
Geodia barretti is the source of this 2264-nucleotide messenger RNA. The record is from the annotation of a GenBank genome assembly. Lineage: Eukaryota; Metazoa; Porifera; Demospongiae; Tetractinellida; Geodiidae.